Acanthochromis polyacanthus (spiny chromis) is the source of this 2753-nucleotide messenger RNA. RefSeq lists its product as uncharacterized. Lineage: Eukaryota; Metazoa; Chordata; Actinopteri; Pomacentridae. Gene Ontology annotation, cellular component: plasma membrane. Gene Ontology annotation, molecular function: stem cell factor receptor binding; cytokine activity. Gene Ontology annotation, biological process: positive regulation of cell population proliferation; cell adhesion. The transcript has 7 exons. The record is from RefSeq and is a predicted model, not a curated record. Bases 215 to 976 code for a protein of 253 amino acids.
AUAAUGACUCAGCCUGUAGGCGGCCUCUCCACCACGUCAAAAGACUUUCAGCAGUGUGUCUGAAGUAAAAGCCGACUGCCGGCCCAUCCUCAAGUUUCACUGCACGCUUGGACGCUACACACAUGCAAACACACACAGAGAUGAGCUCUGCCUUUGGACCGAAAACACCGAAUUUCAUGCGCUGGAUUUGAGAAACCUCAGAUUCUUGCUCCAUAUGAGGAAGAAAAUCUUGAAAGCACCUUGCCUCUUCUUGAGUCUAAUAACAAGUCUGAAUCUCUGCUCUGGAAAAUUUGGAGCUCCAAUAACUGAUGAUGUGAGCAAGCUGUCAAUAUUGAAGCAGAAUAUUCCCUCCGAUUAUGAGAUUCCUGUUAGUUACAUUCCCAAAGAAGUGGCUGGCACGUGCUGGGUGGUGUUAAAUAUCUAUCCUUUGGAGCAAAGUCUCCGCAAGCUGGCCAACAUGUUUGGUUCCAUCUCCUCUAACAAAGAAAACAUCAUGGUCUUCAUUGCGAUGCUCAAGAGUUUACGCUUCACUUUCGACCACGAAGAACUGGAAACGGUGAUGCAAGUCUUCCAGUGUCACUAUCAGGAAGGCAGCUUACUGUCCGGUCUUUACUUCGACUACAUCAAAGACGUCUUACAAUCUGCCGCUCAAGGAACAUCCGGCUUCUCGUGCAAGCCGCCGCCAUGCGGUAAUCCCCAACACACACCAGGGAGUCAGGAAGAGAAUCGUGGCUACAGCUGGUCCCGGAGAUCUCCUUUGCUGUUGGUUCUCAUCCCCUUCAUAUCUUGUGUUGUUCUCAUAGUUUGGCUGGUCAAGUCUGAAAGGCGUUUACCGAUGUGCAACAAUGAAAAUAGCCAAAUGGCAUCUUCUGACAUGAUCCCAACUGUGUCUAUCUCCAUCCCACUUCAAACACUCGCCCACGCCGAUGACACUCAGCCGGCGGGGGAGGCAAUCGCCGAACAUGAAAGUGGAUGAAGUGUGAUUAAUAAAGAAGGGAAAAAAUUGGACAGCAGUGGAGCAACUUCCUCUCCAGGUUGCUUCUGUUGUUGGCAGGAGCCUGCUGGAUAAACGAGAGCGGUCUGAGUUCACCGACCAGAGCUGCUGUGCGAGAGAAAACCCACCUGCUGUGAAGGCACGUGUGUCACAAAAUUACCCCACAGCACUUCUUUUGGAGGCAAGAACUCUCUGCAUAAUAGCUGGUUAUCUGCCAGAACGACUGGCAGUGAGGUGCAUAUGUUACCUCGAACUUUUCUGAGCUUUUGUUUUUUGCAGCCACUUUGAAGUGGUGUCCUUCAGUUUGGUCAAAUCAGAAUGAUAUCACACUGUGUGGAGGACUUUUUGUUUUGCUCACAACUUGUUGACUCUGCUCUCCCUGCAUACUGAAUCCCUACCUGCUCCUGUGUUCUGUUUUCUACUAAAAUGCAUUGGCAGUAUAUGCAACGAGGCACAUUCCUGGCAUUACUGUCUGCAGAGCAACAACUGAAGCUGCACUUUCUAAUGCAGCCUGUCUUGUUCUUCUCGUUGACAUUAUUAUGAUCUGUCAUCUGUCACAAAUUGUAAACCCGCUAGUCACAAACAACACGCCGAGCAGUUCAACAAGCGUCCUACUUUGUGUAUCAAAGAUCUGACCAGAUGGCAGAUAGCCAUCGCCAGAGGCACUUUGAAUCCGCUCAUUGUGUUUCAAAGCUGUUGCCCAGUGAUCUAUAGCUGCUGCUCGGCCACAGAGUGUGUGUUCGAGUUUUUAAUGCCUUAUUCACCGAGUCAAUCAUGUUCAGUCAUGAGAACAUGACUCCCCCGAGUGUGAGAGCUUUUUAACUGUAUGUGUGGAGAGCGAAGACAGGCAGGACGAGGGGAAGUGAGGCAGAUAGGGACGGUAGCCGGACGGACGGAUGAGCUCAGUGAGAAGCAUAAGGAGGGCUUGUUCUUGCCACAAAAGAACUGGCCGUAGGCUGGAGGAAAUGCCAGUUCCAAACACGGUUGAUGUCCACAGAUCCCUAUGAAUCAACAGGCUAAGAAUCUCUCCAGACCGCAGGCCAUGUAGCCUCAUCUACAGGGCCUGGUUAGUAGUUCAAUAACAGUUUUCUGUAUUCAAAUGAUUUACUUCCAGAACAUGAAAUAUGGAUGUAUCUUUAUUGAGAUGUUUGAAAUGUUUUACUGUUGCAGACAAGAUUCGAAAAACACAAUGCCGUCUUUUUACAGACCACUUUGUAUGGUUUUCAUUUUUGUAUUUUGUGAAAAUGUGUGUCUGUAUUGUACAUGAGAUAUUUAAGUUAUUUUGUUACAGGAUGAACCACUCACAACGUGUAAUGAUUUUUUUUCUAACAGUUGCAGACCUGUUCAUGCCAUGAAUGUACAGGGGGUAGACAAAAUACUGUGAACACACAAGGGAAAUGAAUCAUCGUUACGAAAAAUACCACAGUGGUUGGUCACGUUUUGUCAGACCUUAAUAUGAAAUGGUUUCAACUUUCUGUUUCUGCAAAUUGUCUCUAUUGUCUUUGACUUUUCACUCUGAAAAGAUGAGUUGGGGAAGAUAUUUUGUCACAUAUGACAUGUUGAUUGUUGGACGUCUCUUAUGGCUAGAGUUACACGUUUAUAGCAGUUUUUAUUGUGAAGUUUGUUUUUUUAAAGAAAUAUUGAUAUUAUUUUCUCAAUCCCUACAAGGGGCUUAUGAGCAAAUAUUUCUGUGUUGUAUGUAAUUUAUGAUACUAUUUGUCAACACUGUAAAACUAUAUAAAGUGUGUUGUUUCCUUCA